AAAUAUUUACGGUCGAUUCCUAUAGUAUCAACACAACAAAAAAUCUCUUGUACGUAAAAUAAGACACACGUGCCCAUCAGACGCGUGAAGCGGUAUUUGGAAGCGGUUAACCUCUAUUUACAAUUACUGUUCGACCCUCCAAAUCAUCAACAAAACAUUCCACAAUCAGUUGUCAAAAUGACAAACAAUGUGCCAGAUCUGGUGUCCAGCCACGAAAUGGAAUUGCAGUGCAGCGAUGGAGAGAGUGGAGAUGAUUGGGAUGAGAUUGAGGAUGACACAUGCAGGAUUAUCUGUCUAUUCUGCGAGAAAGAAUCCCGAGGAUAUUCGGAGGGAACGAAACACAUGAGGAGCUCUCAUGGACUAGACCUCGGAAAAUUCGUGAGGGAUUGUCAAUUGGAUGACUACACAUAUAGAAAGUUCGUUAAUUAUGUUAGAAAGCAUAAGCCCUCUCCUGGGGAUCUUGCCAGUUGCAAAAAAUCCUGGGAUAGUGACGAGUACUUGAUGCCUGUCCUUCAAGAUGAUGCCUGGCUCAUGCUGGAUAUCGAAGAGCUGGAGGAGGAGACAGGCUGUCCAGAGGACUCCACCAAGACCACCUCAUUUCCUGUUAACUGUGAGAAUGGAUGUGUCACUUUAUCUGAGACACAUUUCGCGGAGCUUCAGCGAACGAUUCAGUCAUUAAGGGCACAGGUGGAGCAGAGGGAAACUGCUUGUUAUCUGGCUAAACAGCAGAUUGACGAGAUGCAAAAAAAGGUCCAAAAUAUAGUAUUUGACGAUGAGCCGGAAAAGCCAUUGAAAAGAUGCGUCAAUGAGGUAGAAGUUUUGGCCGACGAAGGCUACUUCAACACCUACAGUCACUUCGCCAUACACCACGAGAUGUUAACUGACACUGUCAGAACGGAGAGCUAUCGUGAUGCCCUCCUAACAAACUCCCACAUGUUUAAAGACUGCACAAUGCUUGACGUUGGGUGUGGUACAGGUAUUCUCUCGAUGUUUGCAGCAAAGUCUGGAUGCAAGAGAGUUCUCAGUGUAGAUCAGUCGGAUGUCAUCUACCAUGCGAUGGACAUUGUCAGAGAGAACAAUCUCAAUGAUGUGAUUGAAUUGAAAAAAGGAAGACUUGAGUGCAUCAAUCUGGGGGUCAACAAAGUCGACGCUAUUGUAUCCGAGUGGAUGGGAUAUUUUCUUCUAUUUGAGGGGAUGCUCGAUACUAUUAUCUAUGCCAGAGACCACUACCUAAAACCUGGAGGCAAACUUCUACCCAAUCGUUGCACCCUGAGUCUCGCGGGGAGUGGAGACACGAAACGAUACAUCGAUUUAGUAGAUUACUGGUCGAACGUUUAUGGCUUUAAAAUGAGCUGUAUGAAGGAGAAGGUUGUCCAGGAGCCCAGUAUCGAAGUCUGCAGUGCCAAGGACAUUGUUACAAGUGUCUCCUUAAUUCAGGAUUUUGAUCUCUUUACUGUUGACACAACCUGCAUGGACUUUACCACUGAUUUCGAAUUGACAGUCAAGAAGACUGGUUCUUUAACGGCAAUUAUUGGAUAUUUUGACGUCUUUUUUGAUCUUGAUAAUCCUAUUUCCUUCAGCACUGGUCCCCAGGCAAAACCCACCCACUGGAAACAAACUGUCUUCUCUCUUAGUGAGCCUAUUAGUAUUAAAGAAGGUGAGACCAUACCUGGAAAAAUAAUCUGCAGACGACAUCCCAAGGAUAUCCGGGCCUUAAUUAUUACCCUCCACGUUCGAGAUUUUCGACAAGUGUAUCAUCUCGACUAGACCAACUGCCAAAACUACAAAGUCAUUCAAUGAAACGAAUUUUUUUCAAUGUUUAAGAUUGUUACAACGAAAGGAUUCUUUCUCUGAUUUAUGAAAAUUUCAAUUAGUCUUGUUUGCUAGAGAAUCAUUUCCGCCGGACAAUAGACAUACAAGAGUUUUCUCGCGAUUUUUGAAGAACGUUGAAAGACAUAUUAGCGGUUGGAGGUGAAUUAUUUUAGGAGUUUUGUCGAUUCAUUCGGCUUUUUAAAUAAUGAUUAAUAAUUCACGUGCCUUUAGCAUUUCGAUAAUAAUUCCAUGUACCAAUUACAUAUGCAUUUUUCUUGCAUAUAAUAUCAUCUGGAUGAUGAUAAUCAUUGUUUUGAAAUGUUGAUUCAUGUAUUGCAUGCUACACAAUCUAAUGUAUAGGAAAGUAAUAUUAUGAAAAAAGUUGAAUUUUUUGUCAAUUGUGUAUAUUUUUUUUUCAUGAGAAGUAUGUACAUUUAUGUUGAUAUAUCUCAUUAAUUAGGAUCGGGCGGAGCACAAAAUAAUGUUUUUAUUUUAUGUAAUGAAUUAAUUAAAUUUUGGCGAAUUGUCGUGCUUUUAUUGAGUUCCAAAGUUACAAAAAAUGAAAAAUCACAAAAAUAAUGGAAUUAGGCGGCUUAAAUUAACAUAAAGUUACAACUGAAUUCAAGUUGUCAGGAUACAAUGAAGUAGCACUCCUCUAGACUCUUCCGACCAAAUAACUUAACUGAAUAACGAUAACAAUCGUUGUAUUUCAAGCUUUUACAUUCUCAUAUUGCCAAAAAUUUGCAAUAAAAUUAAGUAUAUUGACCUUCAGGAUUGCAAUGAAAUAAGGCUAUGAGCAAUAAUAGUGAAUAAUGUUAAGGUUUUUGAGUACCUCCUGUGAUAUUAUAGAAAUCGCGAAUUUGACAAUGACCAUCGCCACAAUGAUAAGAUGUUAUGGAGAUAUAAACAGUAAGAGUAUUGUACUUUUUCCUCACAUUGAUGAGCUUCUGAAACUCAGCUUUUAAAAAUGAAUGUAGAUUUCAUUCGAAUAAAUCUUCUUUUUGAGCUAA
This is a messenger RNA of Diachasmimorpha longicaudata, 2822 nucleotides long. RefSeq lists its product as uncharacterized. Gene Ontology annotation, molecular function: protein-arginine N-methyltransferase activity. Lineage: Eukaryota; Metazoa; Arthropoda; Insecta; Hymenoptera; Braconidae. The coding region runs from base 178 to 1767 and encodes 529 amino acids. The transcript has 3 exons. The record is from RefSeq and is a predicted model, not a curated record. Gene Ontology annotation, cellular component: nucleus. Gene Ontology annotation, biological process: peptidyl-arginine methylation.